This is a messenger RNA of Pecten maximus, 1279 nucleotides long. RefSeq names its product 39S ribosomal protein L53, mitochondrial-like. NCBI's taxonomy places the organism in Eukaryota, Metazoa, Mollusca, Bivalvia, Pectinida, Pectinidae. The transcript has 3 exons. Bases 13 to 390 code for a protein of 125 amino acids. The record is from RefSeq and is a predicted model, not a curated record. Gene Ontology annotation, cellular component: mitochondrial large ribosomal subunit.
UUCCGGUUCAAAAUGGCACAGAAUAGAGCCAUUGCAGGGAUCUUAAAGAACUUCCAACUCCGACCUGUAAAGAAACUGCUUUUCAAAUUCGACCCGUACUCAUCAGAUGUAAGAGCAAUCAGGGAAGUGAUGUUUGCCCUGCAUGCAGAUAAGAUUCUCUCGACCAAUGUAAACUGUGUACCAAAGGUGGAAGUCAUGUCAGACCAGUCAGAACCGGAGAUGAAAGUCGACUUCAGUGAUGGCCAGAAUGUGUUAUUCAAAACAACAAAUCUAACGUCAUUGGACAUUUUACUGAAAUUACAUCAGAUGUGUACAGAAAAGGACCCCAAAAAAAUGGAAACAAACGUUAUUGACACAAAAUCAUCUCGGAAAAAAGCCUCCAAAAAAUGAUUUUGAGGAAAGAGUGUUAAGUGCUUUAGAGGAUUGCGUUGUAUAUUUACUGUGAGUAAAUCCUUGUUGUGUUUCUAUGUUUAUAUUUGGAAAGGAAUGAAAUGCUACUUUGUUCUGUGAAUCAGGUUGAUUCUGUUGGAUGUGUCUGGAUACAUAAGUAAAUGAAGACUCACCGCCUGUGUACAACAUUAUACCAAACAAAACACUUUUCAACUACCCUAGGUUUCCAGUUGAUUUACAGUAACUCACAGUUGUCAUUAGAUUUACCUUUCUGAAAUUUGUCCGAUAACUGAACAGCCAUUUCAGUGUGGGAAAGUAAAAUGUGAAAUCAGACAUUAAAUGUAAAUGAUAAUAAAGAAACAAAGAUAUUAGAUGAAAUCAUUUGCCUAACAUCCCCAUUUUUAACAUUUAUGUUGUGAGAAACACAUGAAAAGUACAACGGCUCAAGUUCUUUUGUCAUAAUUGCUCUAAUUUAUGUUUUCGAAGUAAAAUGAUAAAAGUCUUCUUUUAAAAAAAUCUUAGGGGAAAAAUUAAGAUUCAUCCUCCAAACAAGGGGAGUUGUCUCCCUUUAAUUCAGAGUGUAUACUUAGUCUUUUACCUGUCUACAAAACCAUGGUGAACUUUGACUGUGAAGUGACUUUAAGUGUUCGUCUGUCCACCAACAGGCUAUCAAAAGACCUUUAUAAGUUCUGAACAAAUGUAUCAUUCAUGUAAGUGAUGCCAUUAUUAGUUGGAUAUAUUUACAGGUAAAUAAGUCUUUUUACUUUUAUGGCAGAGCCUGAUAAAAACUAGACUGCUGAGUGUGACAUCGUGUAAAUGAUAUAUAAAAUGGAAAUACUUAGUGGAAUACAUGUGUUUGAUUUGUAAAAUAAAGUUUUGUCUGAAUAAA